GACGUCGUCGUCGUGGCACUCGUACAGUCCGCAGAGUGAGAGAGCGAAACGCAAACGCGAAAAAAUCAGCAGCCGCCGCAGCACAAUAGUAGUGUUAUUUUGUUACCUUUUUUUUGGUUUUUUAAAUACCAAAUCGCGUCACCCUUGCCUAUCACGUCUCUGUGUGUGUGACAACCCACAUAGAAUUGUUACACCUUGAAGUGAAUAAAUAUUGCAAAAUAACAACGAAUGUUUGAGCGGAUCAUUCAGAAAAUUGGUUAAAGUUUUUUUUGUUUUUUGUAACCAACCUGAAGUCAAAUCAUCGUAAAUCAUGCAACAAAUGCAACAAAAGCAGCAGCAACAGCAGAAGUUACAGUUUGUUUUGUCCACUGGGCGGAAAUAAAAACAAACCCAAUAAUAUCCCUUUACAAAAAAAACCAAAGAACGUGUGAUUCAGUGAGAAAGAGAGCAACGCCGCCACAAGGGGAGAGAGAGAUCAAAGAGAUAACAGAGAGCGUGCCACAUCCGCGUCAUGUCGGACGAGGAUGUGCAGAUCACUAGCGUCGUGGACGCCAACGGUCAAUCACUGCCACUGCAAGGCAGUAGCCUGGGCGGAGCUCCUGGUACCGUAAAGCAGGAGCGUGCUGACGAUGCCGAAAUCCGGGAGCUGGCCGCCAAAAUGAAGGAGCAGCAGAAGCACCAGGCCGCCCAGCUGGCCAGCCGCCAGGCCAUGCAGCAAUCCAAUGGUGCCGGCUCUGGCGGUGGGGCCAUGCAGCCGCCCAUCACCAACGGCAAUGGACAGACGAACAUCAUGAGCUACUUGUCACGCCACCAGAAGCUUCCCAACGGUACCAUGCAGGUGGUGCCCGCCCUGGCCCCUAACGGACAGCGGGCCAACGGGUCGGUGCUGAUACAAAAUCAGGCCGUUGGCGCAGGCGCAGGUGGAGGAGAAGGCGCUGAGAAGAAAUCAUCCGCGGGUGGGCCCUGCGACGAGGAGUCGAUCAUGGGUCGCUUUGGGUGGGCACAGUUCGGCAAAGUCUCCAUACCGUACAUCUACCGGCAGACGGAGAAGUACUGCUCGGUGCGGAUGAUCGAGCUGAAGCUCCUCGGCAAGUACCUCAACUGUUUGCAUCCAGACAUCUACUCCAGUUGCACGUGCGUGCGCAGCUACUAUAUCACAGACUCCGAGGCGCGCCUCUUCAUUGAGGUGAACCACAAGCACUGCGAUGGCGAGUUUGGACGCGACAUAUUCACCCAAAAGGAUCUGGUGGUGCGGCUAGGUGACGCUUCCAAGUUCUUCCAGUUCCUGGACAUCUGCUACCGGAAGCUGGUUACCGGCAGCAAGACGCCCUCGGAGAAGUGCGGCUUCAUCCGGAUCAACAAGGAGUCAGUCGUCCCGUACACGGUGCGCAACAACCAGCAGGUGGUGCCGCUCUUUUACUUCGAGGGCGAGACGGAGAACCUCAAGACCAAGGCCGAGCUGCUCAACGGCUGGGACCUGGCCUACCUGAAAUUCUGCUGCAAGGUCCAGGGCAUUCGUAACGAGCUCUUCUCCAGCGAGAACGUCGCCGUCAUCUCGCUAACGGACAUCAAAAGCUACUUCCCCAAUGGAACGGAAUUCGAAGACUACUGGCCUAGCAAGGUGGUCGACUCCAACCUGCUCAUUGGCAAUCGGGCCAACGUAAACAACUCGGUCAAUUGGACCCGCCAGCCCUCCGCACCGCCCCCAAAGAUCACGACCACUGUGAGCACCAACCCCUCCAGCAACGCCGGCACUGCCGGCAGCAACUCCACUAACAGCGGCGCCAGCGUCGGUGGUAGCGGCGGGGGCGGUGGUGUGGGCGUACAAAAGUCCCAGCAGUCCCAGCAACACAACACAGCUGCCGCCGCACAGCAUCUAAUAAAGCAGCGCGCUGCGGCGGCGGCCAACGCCAAUGGCGUCUCAAAUACAAGUGGCUUCGGCGCAUCGCAGGCAGCGGCGGCAGCAGCGGCCGCCUUCAAUACUCAAGCUGUUGCAGCGGCGGCCUCGGCAGCGAUGAUGCAGCAGACAGCGGGCAGCAACCGCAUGCUCUCGCAGGCGACGGUCCAGGCGCUGGCAAGUAGCGGCUGGAUGUCGGGGCAGAGUAACCUGCAGCUGCACGCCCAAAUGAUGGCGCAACAGUCACACGCGGCGAGCGCGAACCGCGCGGGAAGCUACCGCGAGCAUAUGAACAACCUGAUGAUGAGUGGUAGCAGCCGUCAGUCGUACUCCUACAACAAUCCUGCGAUCUCCAUGUCCUCGGUGAACAGUCACAGCGCCAGCGGCGGGGGGAACGCCCCACCGCCUUUGGUCCGUUCCGCUGCCGGCCAGAAUGCCAAUCACAUGUCGAAUGUCGAGCAAUCACUGGUGCAACUACAGCAACAACAACAACAGCAACAACAACAGCAAAAGACUCAACAAAACCAAAACCAACAAUCACACCAACAGAAUAACCAAAACAAGAACAUCCAUAGCACCCAUAACACCAACACCAACACCAACACCAAUAAUAGUACCUACAAUCAUUCCGGCCACGCUCUUGCCAAAAGCCUCAGCAACCACAGCGUUGGCGGGAUGAAGAAAAGUACCGCCUCCUCCUCCUGCGCCUCCAUCAACGUAAACGUAAACGCCAGCGUCAACGUGAACGUCAACGCCAGCGCCAGCGCCAGCGCCAGCGCAUCCCAAUCUGCCGCUGCCAUGGCAGCCGCUGCCGGCUAUGUUCAGGCCCUGUUAGGCGGAGUUGCGACCGGUGGCGGCAACGCGGGUAACUCCUUCAACUACAACCUGCCUUCGACCCGGGCGGACUAUACGAACCUGGCACUGUGGAACCAGCUGACGCCAGCCCAGCGCCUGCUCUUUAGCCAGCAGCUUAAGGGUUGCACCAGUGGGAGCGGUGGAAGUGGUGCAGCUAGUUCAGCCAGUGUUGGCUCUCAUCCAGUAAUCGCAGGAGGAGUUGGAUCAGGCAGUUCAGGCUUGGGACAGAAGAGCUUUCCGGCACUGCCUUCCCUGCCGCUGGACACGGACUUGAUCACGAUGCUCGACUACAACAAUCCCAACAAAUCUUCCUCCCUCUCGGCCAGCAAGAGCUCCAAGUCUGGGAGUGGGAGUGGCAGUGGUAGUGGCGGAGUGACCUUUACGAAACCCAAUGUCCCACCACUGAUACCAGAUGGAGGGGCCGGCGGAGGUGGAGUGGGAGUUGAGCAGAUAAGCUCGGGCAAGAGUCGUAGAGGAGGAGGAGGAGGAGGAGCCGGCGAUGGGUCCGGUGGGGCCACCACCAUAUCACUGAACUCCUCCCAGGCGCUAGAGGACUUCGAGAAGAAGCAGAAGAUGACGGACGAGAUGCGGGCCGUUAUCCAGAAGGUCCUGGCCAAUCCGGAUCUCUCCACCUUUAUCCAGACGAAUGCGGCGGCAGCCUCCAACCAUAGUCAGGGCCACCUGGUCCCCUCCUAUAUUUCCCCUCCAAUGUCCCCGUCGGUGGGCGUGGGUCUUGGUGGCAUGGGUGGAUCCCUAGGCAUAGGCGGUGUAACCACCCUGUCGCUGGCCUCCAACCCGAAUGUGACCAUCACGCCACAGCUGCCGGGGCACUUCCUGCACUCACCCUCCAGCUCCUGUUCCAGCUCGAGUGCCUCUACUACGGCCGCCUCACCGCUCGGCAAUAGUCAGGGCCAGGCUCCGGGUGGUGUCGGCACAGUGGGUGGAAAGGGGGGAGUGGGGCGCCAGAAGAGCGUGAUCUGCUCGACCAAAUCCAACAAUCUUCCCUUGGCCGUCGUCUCCCUAGCCUCAACCGCAAACUCGCCCCAAGGCAGUGCGGGGGGUCGUCGCGGGGGGUCCGUCAAUUACGGGCGUCAGACACACAGCCAUAGCCAUAGCCAUAGCCAUAGCCAUAGCCACCACCAUCAUCAUCCCAACACACAUGCGCAACAGUUUAGUGGUAGUAGUAAUAGUAGUAGUAGCCACUAUCAGCAGGACGGCAAAAAUCCUGUUGCCGGUUCCGGUUCGUGUUCGGGUUCGGGCACUCCCAGAACCACACCCACUGACGUUAUCGAUUUGUCCUCUUCCCGAAGGUCUCUGGCAGCGUCAGCGGCUUACCUGCAGCAGCACCAGCAGGCGGCUGUGGCGCAGCAGCGCAUGGCGGCGGUGGCCGCCCAUCAUGCCCAGCAGAACGGACGGAGUUCAUCGAAUGCCGGCGGUGGCGGAAGCACUGGCAGCACCGGCGGCAGCAGUAGCGGCAGCAACUCGUCCUCCUCGGGAUCGGCGUCGGCAAACAGCGCAUCCCUGCACCUGCAACGCCAUGCGGCGCUGGCCCAUGCGGCGGCGGCCGCCAGUGCGGAUGGUGCCCAGCGGCUAUGCGUGAUUCCGGAGAUACCCACAAACAACAUGAACCUCCAUCCGUACAAGAUUCAGAAGGUGUGCGUCGACAAGCACCUGGUGCCCUGCAUCAACAUGAAGGCCUACAACGACUCCGAGCAGCUGAUGACUCUCAUUGAGUUCCAGAAGAACUUCUUCCCCUCAGUGCCGCGCGAACACUGCAAACGGCUGAUCGAAGCUCUUGGCGUAGAGCUAUACAAGGCGAACCGCCGACAAGUGCAGAUCCUGAUGGAGUACGAUCGAACCUACACAGAGGAUAUGCCGCUCGUACAGGUGCGCGAUAUUAUCAAAUACAUGACGCAGCUGACCUUCAUGACACGCCAGUCAGAGCAGCCGCCGGCUAAGCGGACGCGAACGAGCUAGGAUUUAAGCUGGGGAGCACAACAUUUGCCACCAACAACAAUCACAACAAGUACCACAACAGCCAACACAGCCACAAGAACAUCGUUAUCAAUUACAGCUGCAGAAGCAGCACCACCAGCAGCAGUGGCAGUGGCAGCGUCACCACUGAGAAGAAGAGCCACCACACCGCCACACAGCCUGGGCAGUGAUGUGCUGCCAGCCAAGCGAAAGUCGAGUGCAGCUUUAGCACCGCCUCCAGCACCACAGCAGCAACAGAAGCACCACAAUCACCACAAUCACCACCCAGCACAUCAGCAGCAGCCAACCCAACACUUUCAGCUACAGCAGCAGCGAACACACAACAGCAACACAUACGAAAUGUUGUACUCCCACAACCAACACCCGCACCACCACCAACAGCAGCAGCAGCAAAUACAACAACA
This is a messenger RNA of Drosophila persimilis, 5151 nucleotides long. RefSeq lists its product as uncharacterized. Gene Ontology annotation, biological process: regulation of transcription by RNA polymerase II. NCBI's taxonomy places the organism in Eukaryota, Metazoa, Arthropoda, Insecta, Diptera, Drosophilidae. Gene Ontology annotation, molecular function: nuclear receptor activity; transcription cis-regulatory region binding. The coding region runs from base 512 to 4729 and encodes 1405 amino acids. The transcript has 6 exons. Gene Ontology annotation, cellular component: nucleus; aryl hydrocarbon receptor complex. The record is from RefSeq and is a predicted model, not a curated record.